This is a messenger RNA of Phyllostomus discolor (pale spear-nosed bat), 2340 nucleotides long. RefSeq names its product cytokine induced apoptosis inhibitor 1 (gene CIAPIN1). Bases 502 to 1440 code for a protein of 312 amino acids. Lineage: Eukaryota; Metazoa; Chordata; Mammalia; Chiroptera; Phyllostomidae. Gene Ontology annotation, molecular function: iron-sulfur cluster binding. The record is from RefSeq and is a predicted model, not a curated record. Gene Ontology annotation, biological process: iron-sulfur cluster assembly. Gene Ontology annotation, cellular component: cytoplasm. The transcript is spliced from 9 exons.
GAGCCCGAACUCCCCCAACGGUCCCCUCCUGGUUCACCCGGAUCCCCAGACCCUACCCUUUGCCAGUCCCAGUCCCGUCCCUUGGCGGGAACCUAGACGUGGCCACCUCCCUGAGGACCACGGCGGGCUUUUGCCCAGAGAAGCGGUGUGAGGGGCCGGACCGGUUUUGUCUGUCCCGGGCUCUUGGCGCGGGGGCGGGCCCCUUGUCCCUCGUCCCUCCUGGGUGGCCUCUUAUCCUGCGCUGCCGGCCCCCGGGGACGUCACAGUCAGGAGGAAGAGUCCUGAGUUGGGGUCCCGGAGCCCUGGGUCUGAGUCCGGCUUCUGCCUGUAGCCAGCUGCUGUGACCUUGGGCCUCGGUCCCUCGCCUCACACUGAAGUUUCGGUCGUUGGGGGAACCUCCAGGUUGUACUUUUUGAGCCAGUGACUUUCCUGAACCUCCGAGGUUUUGAACUGCUGUAAUUAAAUAUUUCCCGAACUUGCCAGGUCCGCAGCGCCACAGGAAUGGCGGACUUCGGGGUCGCAGCUGGCCAGUUCGUGGCGGUGGUCUGGGACAAGUCCUCCCCGGCGGAGCCUCUGAAGGGCCUGGUGGGGGAGCUCCAGGCACUGACCGGCAAUGAGGGCCGCGUGUCUGUGGAGAACAUCGACCAGCUGUUGCAGUCUGCCCACAAAGAAUCCAGCUUUGAUGUCAUUUUGUCGGGUGUGAUUCCUAGAAGCACCGUGCUGCACAGCGCUGACAUUUUGGCCGAGAUGGCCCGGAUCCUGCGGCCUGGCGGGUGCCUUUUCCUGAAGGAGCCGGUGGAGACCGCUGCCGUCAGCAACGGCAGAGUGAGGACGGCCUCGAAGCUGUGUUCGGCCCUGACUCUCUCCGGGCUUGUGGAAGUGCGAGAGCUGCAGCGGGAGCCCCUGAGCGCCGAGGAGAAGCAGUCUGCCCAGGAGCACCUGGGUCACCUUGGGGACAGCCUGCUCUCCGUGCAGGUCACAGGCAGAAAGCCCAACUUUGAAGUGGGUUCUUCUAGUCAACUUAAGCUUUCCGUUGCCAAGAAGUCUGCUCCUUCGGGGAAGCCUGCUGUGGACCCUGCGGCCGUCAAACUCUGGACCCUCUCGGCCAAUGACAUGGAGGACGAGAGCGCGGACCUCAUCGACUCGGACGAGCUGCUGGACCCCGAGGACCUGAAGAAGCCGGACCCCGCCUCCCUGCGGGCCCCCGCGUGCGGGGAGGGGAAGAAGAGGAAGGCCUGCAAGAACUGCACGUGUGGCCUGGCCGAAGAGCUGGAAAGAGAGAAGUCCGCGGCACAGACGAGCUCCCAACCCAAGUCGGCCUGCGGAAACUGCUACCUGGGCGACGCUUUCCGCUGCGCCAGCUGCCCCUACCUGGGGAUGCCCGCCUUCAAGCCCGGGGAGCAGGUGCUGCUGAGCGCCAGCAGCCUCCACGACGACUAGGGUGACGACCAGGGCGGCGCCUGCCCCUCGGCUGGCCCUGCCUCUGCGCUUGCCCACUCCCCGCCAGGACCCGUCUGCAGGGAGGGGCCUUGGUAGGCAGAGCGAGGCUGGCCGUGGGGGGCGGGGGUGUGUAGUGCUGCUGUGGACCAAAGGGCCAGGGCGCCUCGGGGCGCCAGUUACCCUGGGCGGCCGGCGUCUUCUCAGCCAUAGGGAAAUGGGGUGUGCGCCAAGGGGCCCUCUCCCGGGUGCAGACUGCUGGUCUGCACUUGUGCUCUGAAACUGAGGCCCCGCCCCCCCCUCUGCGCCCAGCAAGUGCCGCUGCUCAUCUCCAGGAGCCGGUGCUGGCGCAGCAGGCCACUCCUGGUGAUGCAGAUCACGCGUGUUCUGACCUCAGGGCACCGGUGGAGCUGCGUGGUCACGGCCAGAGCCCCUCCGCGCCCCCUCGACCCCUGCGGUGGUGUGCUGCCCCGUGUCCUGUCAGUCUGCAGUCACUAUUAAACCUGUGUUCCUCCUCCGCACUGUCAGUUGUGAAGAGGGUGUGUGUGCAUGUGUGUGUGUGUGUGUGUGUGUGUGUCGGGGGUAGGGGGUGGUCUGACACAGCCGUGCAAGCUCAGCUGAGAGCACAGAACUGUUUUUGCGGAGAGACUCGGUGUCACACGCGGAGGGGGCCUGCGCUGCGGGACCGGACCCCCCCCCCCGCCCCCCCGUCCCCUUCAGAAGAGCCGGGCAGCAGCCUGAACCCACAGCAAGUCUCUCCCAGCAGGCGACCCUGUGUUCUCGUGACCCACAGGGACUGGGAGUGGACCUCGCCAGCGGGUGGGGAGAGUGCGUGGGUUCAGGAGACCUGGGUUUUUGUGUCUUACCAAUGAAUAAAAGUUUUCUUUGGAAUUAGCCCUGAAA